Messenger RNA from Fusarium venenatum, 933 nucleotides. RefSeq names its product RlpA-like double-psi beta-barrel-protein domain-containing protein-containing protein. The record is from RefSeq and is a predicted model, not a curated record. Lineage: Eukaryota; Fungi; Ascomycota; Sordariomycetes; Hypocreales; Nectriaceae.
AUGAAGUUUCUUCUCCCCGUUCUUCUGGCUGCUCCAGCUGUCAUGGGUCGAGCUUGCAAGGCUCCGCAACCCAGUGCCGACGCUGUUGCCCCAGUCUACUCUGUUCCCAAGGAUGCGUCUAUCGUGCCCAAGCCUGUCGCUGACAGUGUUCCUGUUUAUACCACCCUUGCGACUCAUGUAGCUGCGUCCAGCAAGCCUACUGAAGUUGCUGUCAAGCCUCAAGCUGUGUCCAAGGUCCAGGCCGUUUCCAAAACCAAGUCUCAAACCAAGUCCAAGUCUAAGCCCAAGGCCAAAUCUCAGACUGCAGCCAAGUCCCAGUCCAAGGCUCUUGGUAAUGGCGCGUCUGUCUCUGGUUCAUCCACCUUUUACGGCGGUAAUCUUUCUGGCGGAAACUGCAUGUUCACGACUUACACUCUACCCGCCGGUAUCUUGGGAACUGCUUUCUCUGGCCAAAAGUGGGAUAACGGCGCCAACUGUGGUGCUUGUAUCGAAGUCACCGGUCCUUCCGGAACCGUCAAGGCCAUGAUUGUCGACAAGUGUCCCGAGUGUGACCCCGGCCAUCUCGAUCUCUUCCCCGACGCAUUCAAGGCCGUCGGCGGCACCAACGGCAUCGUCAAGACCUCCUACAAGUUUGUCGAGUGUGGCAUCACUACUCCUCUUGUUCUUCACAACAAGUCUGGCACUUCUGCCAACUGGUUCUCUAUUCAGGUAGUCAACGCCAACGAGCCUGUCAAGAGCGUCGAGGUCUCAGUUGAUGGCGGCAAGACCUGGAAAACGACUGAGCGCAAGGACUACAACUUCUUUGAGAAUCCUGCUGGUUUCGGCAAGGAAUCUGUUGAUGUCAAGAUUACUAGCAGCACUGGCAAGACUGUUAUUAUUAACAAGGUUGGGGUUACUGCUGAUGCUCAGUACAAGGCCAAGUCUAACUUUUAG